Messenger RNA from Rhineura floridana, 1238 nucleotides. RefSeq names its product PILR alpha associated neural protein (gene PIANP). Gene Ontology annotation, biological process: regulation of immune response. NCBI's taxonomy places the organism in Eukaryota, Metazoa, Chordata, Lepidosauria, Squamata, Rhineuridae. The coding region runs from base 215 to 1132 and encodes 305 amino acids. The transcript is spliced from 6 exons. Gene Ontology annotation, cellular component: membrane. The record is from RefSeq and is a predicted model, not a curated record.
GAGAAGAGGCUGGAACAGCCCCGCCGCCGCCGCCUUUCCCGCCUGUUGUCUGGCCCCGUCUGGCCAUGGAAGGCGACGCCGGGGGUGGGAAGCGCCGCGGCGGCCGGACUCUUCCAAGCGCGGCGUGGCCCCUCGCCCUUGCUUCUCCCGCCGCCAGGAAGUGAAGAAUAUGAGACGGAUUUACUGCUGAGUGGAGAAACUGUUGCCUCUAGAUAUGGAGACCGGCACCUGCAAUGUGAUGUUCCCCCUGGUCUCCUGCUUCCACUUGCUGCAGCUCUGGCCUUUCCUACUUCUAGCCUCAGCAUUUCCAUCACACAGCGCCUGGUCUCUGCGCACCCGGGGUCUCCUGGCAGCACGCCCACUCUGCAGCCAUCGCAGCCCUUCCUCCCCAAGAUCUGUUUGCAUCUGGGACAAGACUCUGCCCCCAGAGAAAGGAUCCCACUCUACCUCACAGCGCCAUCGCUCCCUGCUUCCCAAAGGGGCUGGGCUGCGCAGUGCAGUGCGCCUGAGGCGUCAAGCCCAGGGGAGCCGGCCUGCCACUCCAUCUGGCUUUGAGGAUGGCUUGUCCUCCUCCCAGUACCCCUGGGCCAUAGUUUGGGGUCCCACAAUAUCAGUUGAGGAUGGAGGGGAUGCCAACUCUGCCAACCCAGGUUUCCCACCUCUGGGCUACACCUUUGUCUCGUCAAGUGGAAUGGCAACAGCUCAACCUAACUCCCACUCACUACUACACAAUGAAGGGCUCAACCUGCGCCAAACCCCAGCCACACUACGGCCCUUCCUUUUUGGGCCCCGGGGAGAAGGUGUGGACCCUCAGCUGUAUGUUACCAUUACGAUCUCUGUUAUUAUCGUCCUUGUUGCUAUGGGGAUAAUUCUCAAAUUCUGCUGGGACAGGAACCAGAAGCGCCGGCACCACUCCAGCCAGCAAAGUGGAUUGCAGCAGCAAGGUAGCCAACAGCCCUUAACGGACCUGUCUCCUGCCACCGUCAGCAUCCUGGGCCCAUACAGCGAUUCACAGGGUCCUACACCAGAGAUGGUAGAAAGUGGGCAGGUACUGGAAGGCAUGGAGAAGCUAGAGGUAUUAGGGAAGACCAGUGCCUUCCAGCUCAACAGGAUCCCACUGGUGAACCUGUGACCACACUGGAAGCAGCAGGGCCUGGCCUCUUUGUGUUGAGACCAUCUGCUGAGUCUCCAAAGAGUCCCAGAGAACUGGCAGCCCUCCCUUUUUGAGUCCAGUCAGC